Molecule: messenger RNA, 1988 nt
Organism: Penicilliopsis zonata CBS 506.65
Lineage: Eukaryota; Fungi; Ascomycota; Eurotiomycetes; Eurotiales; Aspergillaceae
Exons: 3
Coding region: 331-1929 (532 amino acids)
Biological process (GO): transmembrane transport
Molecular function (GO): transmembrane transporter activity
Source: RefSeq, a predicted model, not a curated record
CACGUCUACAAUCGCGAGGGUAUCCCUUUUCUGAGUCCCCUUUCAACGUUUUUUCCGAGUCGAAUGAUCUCUUUCUACACGAUCAAGCCGCUCAUUCACUCUUAUUGGCAGGCAGAAGCGCCAGACAGGUUUUAUUCCGCCAUCUUGUCGCUGAAACUUGAGAACGAUGAGUAGGCGACGCUUUCGGACCUCCGACAAGUCGGUACUCGGCACCACUUUGCAUAUGGACCCAGCGACCCAGCCAAUAUGAAGGAUCAUAUAUGUGCCCCACUCUUUGUGGAUUGUUCUUGUUGAGUAAUUCUCUGGGUGUCGUCGCGGUUGUGGUCUCCAAUGGCUACGACAACCCCUACCGAGCAUGUCGACAACGAGACAGUCCUGUCUGCAGACGGCAUCGACUUGGCGAAUGUGAAGACCGAAGGUCCCGGCGGCGAUGGUGUGCUGACGCCUGCCGCGUUGGCUGCAUCCGAUGCCGAGUACUCUGUAUUCACGGCCGCUCAAAAACAAUAUAUCGUCUUCACGGCAUCGUGGGCAGGCUUCUUCUCGCCAGUGUCGACACAGAUCUACUACCCAGCGCUGGACACAUUGGCUAAAGACCUUCAUGUGUCCAGUUCGCUGAUCAACCUGACAUUAACCAGCUUCAUGAUCUUCCAAGGACUCUCGCCUAUGUUCGUCGGGGACUUUGCGGACAAGGCUGGUCGUCGACCGGCAUACAUCAUCUGCUUUGUCAUCUAUAUCGCUGCAGACAUCGGCUUGGCGUUGCAGGACAAGUAUGUCGCCCUGUUUCUGCUGCGGUGCCUGCAGAGCGCCGGGAGCAGCACCACGAUCGCUCUCAGCUCAGGCGUAGUGGCGGAUGUGGCUACCGCGUCGGAGCGAGGUACAUACAUGGGCAUCGUGACUGCGGGUAGUCUGCUGGGCCCAUCAAUUGGCCCCGUGAUCGGUGGCCUGCUCGCGCAGUACCUUGGCUGGCGGGCGAUCUUCUGGUUCCUAGCUAUCUUCGCGGGCUCCUGGCUGGUCCCCUUCCUGAUCUUCUUCCCGGAGACGGCGAGGGACGUUGUCGGCAACGGCUCGAUCGCGCCCCAGCACUGGAACAUGUCGCUGAUCAGCUACCUGAAGACGCGCAGGAUUGCACGUGAAACCGGCGGCGAGGUCAGCACUGCUCCGCGCCGCAAGGUCGGUCUUCCCAACCCGAUGAAGACGCUGGCGAUUUUGUUCCAGAAGGACACAAGCAUUAUCCUGCUGUCGAACGCGCUUCUGUUUGCCGGCUUUUACGACGUCAGCGCCUCGAUCCCCAACAUAUACAAAGAACUGUAUGGUCUCGAUUCCCUGCAGAUCGGCCUGUGUUAUAUUCCCUUUGGGUUGGGUGCAUCGAUCGCCUCCAUCGUCAACGGCAAAUUCCUCGACUACAACUACCGCCGCCUGGCCAAGAAGUUGGGCUUCCCCAUGGUGAAGAACCGGCACACCGACCUGCGCAAUUUCCCCAUCGAAAAGGCCCGAUUGGAGAUCGCGUUGCCCUUGCUCACCAUCGGCGGAAUCACGGUCAUCCUGUUCGGCUGGUUCUUACACUUCGGCCUGCCCCUCGCUGCGCCGACGACCAUCCUUUUCUUCAUGGGGUUGUCGCUAACGGGCUCCUUCAACACCGUCAGCACCUUGCUGGUUGACCUCUACCCUUUUAGAGCUGCGACAGCCACCGCCGCCAACAACUUUGCCCGGUGCCUCAUUGGCGCGGGGGCUACUGCUCUCCUCGACCCCAUGCUCAACGCCAUGGGCCGCGGCUGGUGCUUCACCUUUAUUGCCCUCGUCAUGAUGCUCACCGCUCCGCUACUUAUGGCGGAUAUCCACUUCGGUCCGCUGUGGAGAGAGGAGCGCCGCCUGCGCGAAGAAACAAAGAGUGUCGAGGAUGCCCGGCAGAAGGCAGCAAUAGAUGCAUAACUACAAUACACACAUAUAUACUUCGUUUUAAUAUACCACGCAAAUUAGAAAAUCCAGUG